GUCUACGCGUCUUCCUUGCCUUCGCUUUCGGAUUUCGUUUGGUGUCGUUAGUGUGAUCUUUAAAGAUUUAGUUUGAAAGUCUCGUGGAUUUAUCGAUUUCAGAUACUAAAGUUGAAGAAUGCAAAUGCAAGGUAUGAAUCAUUACGGAAAUAACAGAGGAUUUGGAGGGCCACCACAACCUCAAAGACAGGGUGGUCGUCGUGGUAUAAAUAGAGGUGGUUUCCGGAACUCGAGGUUUGAACCCAAUAACCAAAGGAAUCAUAAUCAAAAUCAAAAUCAGAACCAAGGAGCGGGGGGUCAACGACCUAAUAAUGAGCCAGUAAAGCCAGCUCAGCAAUCGCAACCUCAGAAACCUAAUGUGCCAGCAAAAGAAUCAGAAUCAGCUUCACAACAACAGAAGUCAUUGCCAGCACAGCCAACAACUCCUCAACAGUCAAAGCCUGGUCCUAAACCCCAACAGCAGCAGCAGCAGCAACCACAACAGCAAGCUCCCCAGCAACAAUCUAAGCCUCAGCCUAUGCAACAACAACAAAUGCAAAAAACACAAAAUGUUCAAUCCAAACAAGAUUCUCAGGACAAAGUUGACAAUGUACAAAAUGUAGAUCAGAAGAGUCAAGUUCAGAAUCAAAAUCAGAACAAUCCGAAUAUGCAACAAAAGAAUUUAAAUGGCAACUUUGGAGGCAACAAACAAGGAGGAUCCUGGUCUCAAGGAGGCCCAGGCAACAAACAGGGUGGAAACUUUAAUCAAAGUGGCGGUUUUGGCCAAGGUGGAGGAAACUUCCAAGGUGGUCAAGGUGGAAACUUUGGUCAGGGCAAUAGACAAUUUGGUCAAAAACAAGGAGGUGGACCUGGCCCAGUACGUAAUCAACAACGUAAUCCUCGUGGUCCAACACAAGAUGGUAAACCAAUUCAGAGAGAAGAACAUAUGCUUGCUAACAAGUUGAAGGACUUAGUUGGACCACUUGUUGAUAUACCACAAAUAGAUCAACCUGAAGUGAAAUUUAAUGGUAGAAGCAGACUGUAUAUUGGUAAUCUUACCAAUGAUGUAUCAGAAGAGGAAAUUCUUAACCUCUUUGCACCUUUUGGGGAAACUGCAGAAUUAUUUAUAAAUAAGGAAAAAGGAUUCGGAUUCAUUAAAAUGGACUACAGGGUAAAUGCUGAAAGGGCCAAACGGGAGUUGGAUGGAAAAAUGAGGAAUGGUAAAACUUUAAGAGUAAGAUUUGCACCACAUAACAGUGCUAUACGUGUAAAAAAUUUGCCACCAUUUGUAUCAAAUGAACUUCUUUACCGUGCUUUUGAAAUAUUUGGCAAAAUUGAAAGAGCCUAUGUAAAAGUUGAUGAGCGUGGAAAGACUCUUGGAGAGGGAGUGGUUGAGUACUCCCGCAAACCUAGUGCUUUGGCUGCUAUUCGUAAUUGCACAGAAAAAUGUUUCUUCCUUACUUCGUCACUUCGUCCAGUUAUUGUUGAAAACUUUGAAGAACCUGAUGAGAUGGACGGAUAUCCUGAGAAAAAUUUACCUAAAAAACAUCCUGAAUAUUUGAAAGCCCGUGAGAUUGGCCCACGUUUUUCUGAAUCUGGUAGUUUUGAACAUGAAUAUGGCACCAGGUGGAAGCAACUGCAUGAACUACACCGUCAAAAAGAAGAAGCUCUGAAAAAGGAGCUAGCUGCUGAAGAAGAGAAACUGGAGGCACAAAUGGAAUAUGCCAAAUAUGAGCACGAGACUGAGUUACUCCGGGAGCAGUUGCGGCAGCGCGAGCAGGACCGCGAGAGGCAGAAGCGGAGUUGGGAGAUGGCGGAGCGCGCGGCCGAGGAGCGGCGCGAGACUGAGCGUGCGCAGCUGCUGCGGCAAGAGGAGGAACUGUCGCAGCGCAUGCGCAUGCAGGACGAUGAGCUGCGCCGGCGGCAACAGGAGAACACGCUAUUUGUCCAGGCUCAAAGACUGAAUUCACUCCUGGAUCGUCAAGAACAGGGCAUGUUUGAUCAGCAGCAGCCAAUGGAUGGAGGCUACAGAGACCAGUACGACAUGCCACGUGGAGGUUAUGACGACAUGAAGCAGAAUCGUGGUUGGGAUGGGCCUCGACAAAUGGAUGAUUUCCCUAACAAACGUCGUCGUUUCUAAAUAAACGAAACUAAACAUGUCAAAUAAGGACCUUAAUUGAUCUUUAUGAAGUAACUUAUAUGAGAAUUUAUAAAUAAGCAUUAAUAACGGGAAUAUUAUAAUUAUGAAAAUUAAUUCAUCCAUUUUGAAGAAUAUUAGUUAAGGCGUUUUUAUAAUUGCGACUUAAUGAUCCCGUUAUUUUUACUUAUAAGAUGCUACGUUGAAAGGCAUAUUGCCUUCAUCAGUAUCGCUUAUAAUGAUGUAGGUAGAUGUAAGGUAUAUUCACAAACUUAUAAUACAUUUUCUGUAGAACAAGUUAUCUCAUAAUUAUAUGUUAGAUUUUAUAUAUACAUUAAAAUUAAUAUUC
Diatraea saccharalis (sugarcane borer) is the source of this 2465-nucleotide messenger RNA. The record is from the annotation of a GenBank genome assembly. NCBI's taxonomy places the organism in Eukaryota, Metazoa, Arthropoda, Insecta, Lepidoptera, Crambidae.